AACAACAAACACAACACUUACAGCGUAUGCCUGGGCCACAAAGUUGUAUAGUAAUAUUUUGCGGCUUCAUUUUGUCCGUCAAUAGUGCCGUGAAAUUAUUCAAACGUCUAGCGAUUAUUUUAUGAUGGAACUGUUGUCUAACAACUCCCUACCAACUCAAAUGGCCUCGGCUACCAGCAAUUCGUCAGCAACGAACGGAAAUCAAAACGGCCAAGCAACCACGGCCGAACGUUUAUUAGCCGGUAUCUUGGACUCGUUUCCAGCUUGGGAUUUAAACGCUGGUUUAAUGGGCAGCAAUCCACGCAAUGAUUCACCACCACGCAAUGACUUCUUCUUCAACAAUCUCUUGAGUUCCUUGGAGGCACCAGCUGAGUUCAGCUUGGGUGUGGCUCCCAUCGGUACCGCACCCAUGAGGGCUCCUCCAAAACUGUCACCCGAAUCCUCGAACAAUUCCAGCAUCAGCUGCAGUUGGUGUGAAGUAAAUGCCUCCAUACGCUGUCUGGAGUGCAACGAGUUCAUGUGCAACGACUGUCUGAGGGAACAUCGCAAAUCGCCAUUAUCUUCUAAUCACUCCAUAAUAUCUUUACCCACGCCAAUUGGUACCUCGCCCACAGGCGGCAUGUCCACCAGUGUACCGAUUGUACCCAGUCCCAACUAUUUGUGCGACCAGCACAAUGAAUUGUUGCGCUAUGUCUGCGAAUACUGCAAGAAGCUCGUCUGUCAGUGCUGCACUCUGCACGAACACAAGGAGCACUGCUACUCAUCCAUUCAGAAUUUCGUCGACGAGUCAAGGGAAAAGAUUGAGUCCGCCUUGGAAAGCAGCCGUAUGGGCACCAAAUGCAUUAAGAGCAGCAUUGACAAAGCCCUGGCCUUUAUCCGCCAUGUUGAGCGCAAUUGUGCCGAGCUGAGCGAUAACAUCCGCAAGGGUUUCCGCCAAUUCCUCAUCGCAUUAGAAGAUCGUGAACGUUUCCUCUUGGAUUUCGUUGAGAAACUGCGCCAGCGUCGCCUAGCCAUGUUGCACGACCAAAUGGCCGGAUUGAAAUCAGCUUUGGCCGGCUUAGCUGAGACUUCGGAAAUGUUGCACAAAGUUGCCGAGAAUGGAGCUCGUAUGGAUCAAGUCGACAUUGCCAUGAAGGUGACCAACGGCCAACGUCAACUGGAACAAUUUGCCGCCAUCUACAAGGAUCUUCAGCCUAAGCAAGAAGUAUUUGCCUUCUCAGCCCCCGAUUACACAUUGCUGCAGGAUAUUCGCAAUCAGGGUGGCAUUGUCUUGGUUGAUGAAAAGAAUAUGCCCCUUAUGACAAUUAGUGGCGGUACAGUAGUGGGUGGUACGGGUGCUGUUGACUCUGUAGGCACUGUACUGUCCAUGCCUGGUAACGGCAUGCCAAAUGGCGCUGUGGUUCCAGCAAAUAUGAGACGUCCACUGUUGCGCGACAAUUCAUUCCGUAAUCCAUCGCCAGUUAUGCAAGUUCGAGGUGGUAGUGCAUGCAGUAUGCCCAACCCCGGUCUCGAUUGGGAACUCAGUGUUAUGCGUAGCUCUCCAGGUUUACAUUUCGGCGCUCCACGUUCUACACCCGCAAUUCCUGGCACCACAGAACCAGUUAAGGCACGUAAUUCCAAUGCAUUGUCGCUGUCCUUUGCCACCGAGGGUCACGAAGAUGGUCAAGUCAGUCGUCCAUGGGGUUUGUGUGUUGACAAAAUGGGCCACAUUCUCGUCUCCGACAGACGCAAUAACCGCGUACAGGUCUUCAACCCGGAUGGCUCUCUCAAAUUCAAAUUCGGUCGUAAAGGCGUUGGCAACGGUGAAUUCGACUUGCCCGCUGGUAUUUGCGUCGAUAUUGACAAUCGUAUCAUUGUCGUCGACAAGGAUAAUCAUCGUGUACAGAUCUUCACUUCGACUGGUGCUUUCCUAUUGAAAUUCGGCAGCUAUGGCAAGGAAUACGGACAAUUCCAAUAUCCCUGGGAUGUGGCUGUUAACUCAAGACGUCAAAUUGUGGUAACCGAUUCUCGUAACCAUCGCGUCCAACAAUUCGAUUCUGAAGGUAGAUUUAUUCGGCAAAUUGUAUUUGAUAAUCAUGGUUCCAAUAAGGGCAUAGCCUCACCACGUGGCGUGUGCUACACACCCACGGGUAAUAUAAUAGUAUCCGAUUUUGACAAUCAUUGCUUGUACUUGAUUGACCCUGACAUUAAUGAUAUAUUAUCAGCCAAGGGUCAUGAAGGUUCCGGUUUCCAGGAAUUUAAUCGCCCUUCAGGCAUAUGCUGUGACGAUGAUGGUCGUAUUAUUGUAGCCGAUUCCAAGAAUCAACGUAUUGUUGUAUAUAGUCCAACUUUGGAUUAUCUAUGGGAUAUUGAAAUUAGACCUUCAUUGAAUCCCCUGAUGCCACCCACACUUGAUGAAAAGGAUCGUACAUGCGAUGUAGCCCUGAUGCCCGAUGGCCGCAUUGUAUUCCUAAUUGAAUUAUCGCCAGACUCAAAGGAGGGAUCAAAUCCCUACAAACGCUUCGUGCAUGUCUUCUAACGAUCGACAUAUCCGUCUAGGGGAUGGAUAUCAGGUACUACAGCAACAUUAGCCACAACUAAUGAAUCAUGUUA
Musca vetustissima is the source of this 2592-nucleotide messenger RNA. It is a transcript of the gene wech, whose product is annotated as protein wech. The coding region runs from base 122 to 2518 and encodes 798 amino acids. Gene Ontology annotation, molecular function: zinc ion binding; ubiquitin protein ligase activity; protein binding. Lineage: Eukaryota; Metazoa; Arthropoda; Insecta; Diptera; Muscidae. Gene Ontology annotation, biological process: protein polyubiquitination; proteasome-mediated ubiquitin-dependent protein catabolic process. The transcript has 6 exons. The record is from RefSeq and is a predicted model, not a curated record.